This is a messenger RNA of Exophiala dermatitidis NIH/UT8656, 231 nucleotides long. RefSeq lists its product as uncharacterized. Lineage: Eukaryota; Fungi; Ascomycota; Eurotiomycetes; Chaetothyriales; Herpotrichiellaceae. The coding region runs from base 1 to 231 and encodes 76 amino acids. The transcript has a single exon. The record is from RefSeq and is a predicted model, not a curated record.
AUGUUCAAUAUCACCAGAGUCACAGGUGGCCCUUCUAAGGACGCCACGAGGGUUGAACCCAGUAGGGAACGGGAGGACACGCCUAAGAAAGAACCGGAGGAAGAGGAUUAUUCUGAAAGGCAGAGACGAGAACGAGCCCAGGCCAUACUCAACAACUAUCAGCUAUUGAUGGAGUAUGCAGUGGCCAACGGAAGAGUAAGUCAGGUCGAUUCCAGAAGGACGCUGUAUUGA